This is a messenger RNA of Oryzias latipes (Japanese medaka), 1301 nucleotides long. RefSeq names its product guanylate kinase 1b (gene guk1b). Gene Ontology annotation, biological process: purine nucleotide metabolic process. Lineage: Eukaryota; Metazoa; Chordata; Actinopteri; Beloniformes; Adrianichthyidae. The record is from RefSeq and is a predicted model, not a curated record. Gene Ontology annotation, cellular component: cytosol. Gene Ontology annotation, molecular function: GMP kinase activity.
AGAAUCCGUAUCACACACACAGAUGAAGCUCACACAAUCCAUUAGGAAGGCUGACUGAAGAACCACCUGUUUGUGAACUUCUGCACAGUUUUGGCGCAACAUAAAAACAAGAAAAGAUGUCAGGACCGAGGCCGGUGGUGCUGAGUGGCCCUUCUGGAGCAGGGAAGAGCACUCUCCUGAAGAAGCUGAUGAAGGAUCACGAGGGAGUCUUCGGAUUUAGCGUCUCACACACAACAAGAAACCCUCGACCGGGAGAGGAAGAUGGAAAAGGGCUGAACAAGCUCCCCAUGCUUCUGGGGGCUACUUUACUUCCUGUAGCAGCCAUCUUUUCCUCUGACGACUUAGAAACCUCAUUUUCGUGUCCAAAUGAAUCAGAAACCACAGAUAAAGACUACCACUUCACAACGAGGGAGGUCAUGCAGGAGGGCAUCGAUAAUGGAGAGUUUAUUGAAAAUGCAGAGUUUUCCGGAAACAUGUAUGGGACAAGUAAAGCCGCCGUGGAAGACGUCAGGGCCAAGAAUCUGAUCUGCAUCCUGGAUGUGGACAUCCAGGGGGUGAGGAGAAUCAAAGAGACUGACCUGAACCCCAUCUAUAUCUCCAUUCAGCCUCCAUCCAUUGAGAUUCUGGAGCAACGCCUGAGAGACAGGCAGACAGAAACGGAGGACAGUCUGCAGAAACGUCUGGAGGCCGCGCGCAUCGACAUGGAGCUCAGUAAAGAACCCGGAGUGUUUGACGUUGUCAUCAUCAACGACGAUCUGGAGAGGGCCUACGAGGAGCUCAAAGACAUCCUCAACGAAGAAAUCCAAAAGGUCCAGGAUGCAAAGUAAAAAAGGAAACUAUGCCCAUGAUGUCAUGUGAAACAAAAAACUUCCAUCCAUGAGCAAAAAAAAGAAAAAAAAACUCUGCUGCUGCCUGGAGAAAUGCAUGUUUUUUGUACUCUUCUGUGCAUUUCAUAAUUAAUCAGAGGACAAGGGACAACUCCAGGUUGAAACUGAUAAACAGAUUUUGUGUAAGUUUUAGAACUAAAUACUGACACCUAUUUAUGAUGAUCAUUUAUCACCCUGGUAGGCUCAAACUGCCAAACGCAAGCGUGAUGCACACAUGAUCACCUCCAGUCUCCAGAAAAUGGUUCUACUGUUAUUGAUCAAACCAAAAUAAACAGAACUACCAAAGACUUUGUAUUAUCUGUAUUAUGAUUCUAUCAAUACAUUUGUUAUUUACUCUAUCUACUAAAUGUCAGAGUAUCUUAAGUACCACAGCUGUGUGUGUAAACACAAAUAAAGGAUUUAAGAACAACAGCA